Molecule: messenger RNA, 5605 nt
Organism: Galeopterus variegatus (Sunda flying lemur)
Lineage: Eukaryota; Metazoa; Chordata; Mammalia; Dermoptera; Cynocephalidae
Gene: ATP6V0A2
Product: ATPase, H+ transporting, lysosomal V0 subunit a2
Exons: 21
Coding region: 19-2589 (856 amino acids)
Biological process (GO): vacuolar acidification; proton transmembrane transport
Cellular component (GO): vacuolar proton-transporting V-type ATPase, V0 domain; plasma membrane; vacuolar proton-transporting V-type ATPase complex
Molecular function (GO): proton-transporting ATPase activity, rotational mechanism; ATPase binding
Source: RefSeq, a predicted model, not a curated record
GGCGCAGGCCGGCCCGCCAUGGGGUCCCUGUUCCGGAGCGAGACCAUGUGCCUGGCGCAGCUCUUCCUGCAGUCGGGCACGGCCUACGAGUGCCUCAGCGCCCUGGGGGAGAAGGGCCUGGUCCAGUUCCGAGACCUCAACCAGAAUGUAAGUUCUUUCCAAAGAAAAUUUGUUGGCGAGGUGAAGAGGUGCGAAGAGCUGGAACGAAUUUUGGUGUAUUUGGUGCAGGAAAUUAAUAGAGCUGAUAUCCCCCUUCCUGAGGGAGAGGCCAGUCCUCCUGCGCCACCUCUUAAACAGGUUCUAGAAAUGCAGGAGCAGUUGCAGAAGCUCGAGGUUGAACUAAGAGAAGUCACUAAGAACAAGGAGAAACUGAGGAAAAAUCUGCUGGAACUGAUUGAGUAUACUCACAUGCUGAGGGUGACAAAAACCUUUGUGAAACGAAAUGUUGAGUUUGAACCCACUUAUGAAGAAUUCCCUGCCUUAGAGAAUGAUUCUUUGUUGGACUACAGCUGUAUGCAGAGGCUGGGAGCAAAACUGGGGUUUGUGUCUGGCCUAAUUAAUCAAGGAAAAGUUGAAGCAUUUGAAAAAAUGUUGUGGAGGGUCUGCAAAGGGUACACCAUCGUGACCUAUGCAGAACUGGACGAGUCCCUUGAAGACCCUGAAACAGGGGAAGUCAUAAAAUGGUAUGUGUUUUUAAUAUCCUUUUGGGGAGAGCAGAUUGGCCACAAGGUUAAGAAGAUAUGUGAUUGUUACCACUGCCAUGUCUACCCCUAUCCAAAUACGGCUGAGGAGCGAAGAGAGAUUCAGGAGGGACUAAACACUCGGAUUCAAGAUCUUUAUACUGUGCUUCACAAAACUGAGGAUUACCUAAGGCAAGUGCUCUGUAAGGCUGCUGAGACGGUCUACAGCCGCGUCAUCCAGGUGAGGAAGAUGAAGGCUAUUUACCACAUGCUGAACAUGUGCAGCUUUGACGUGACCAACAAGUGCCUCAUUGCCGAGGUCUGGUGUCCUGAGGCUGACCUGCAUGACCUGCGCCGUGCGCUGGAGGAAGGCUCGAGAGAGAGUGGUGCUACAAUCCCCUCAUUUAUGAACACAAUCCCAACAAAAGAAACACCUCCCACCCUCAUCCGCACCAACAAGUUCACCGAGGGAUUUCAGAACAUCGUGGAUGCCUAUGGAGUUGGCAGCUACAGAGAAGUGAAUCCAGCUCUCUUCACCAUCAUCACUUUCCCAUUUUUAUUUGCUGUGAUGUUUGGAGACUUUGGACAUGGCUUUGUGAUGUUCUUAUUUGCCCUCUUGUUGGUGUUAAAUGAAAAUCAUCCCAGACUAAAGCAGUCACAGGAGAUCAUGAGAAUGUUUUUUAAUGGUCGAUACAUCCUCUUGCUGAUGGGGCUGUUCUCAGUAUACACAGGCCUCAUCUACAACGACUGCUUUUCAAAGUCAGUCAACCUUUUUGGCUCUGGGUGGAAUGUCUCUGCCAUGUAUAGCUCCAGUCACGCUCCGCAGGAGCAUAAGAAGAUGGUACUUUGGAACGACAGUGUCGUGAAGCACAGCAGGGUUUUGCAGUUGGAUCCGAGUGUUCCUGGAGUGUUCCAAGGCCCUUAUCCUCUUGGCAUUGACCCUAUUUGGAACUUGGCCACAAAUCGCCUUACUUUUCUAAACUCUUUCAAAAUGAAAAUGUCUGUGAUUUUAGGAAUUAUUCACAUGACCUUUGGAGUCAUUCUGGGAAUAUUUAACCACUUGCACUUCAGGAAGAAGUUCAAUAUUUAUUUGGUUUCCAUCCCAGAACUUCUCUUCAUGCUCUGCAUCUUUGGAUACCUUAUAUUUAUGAUUGUUUAUAAGUGGCUGGUUUUUUCAGCAGAAUCCUCCAGAGUUGCUCCUAGCAUUCUGAUUGAAUUUAUCAACAUGUUUUUAUUCCCAGCUAGUGAGACAAAUGGUCUUUACCGAGGGCAGGAGCAUGUCCAGAGAGUGUUGCUAGUUGUCACAGCUUUGUCUGUCCCCAUCCUCUUCUUGGGAAAACCACUCUUUUUGCUGUGGCUGCACAAUGGGCGCAGUUGCUUUGGAGUAAGCCGGAGUGGCUACACACUUGUCAGGAAAGACAGUGAGGAAGAGGUUUCUUUGCUGGGAAGCCAAGAUAUAGAAGAGGGAAAUAACCAGAUGGAAGAUGGAUGCAGAGAAGUGACAUGUGAAGAGUUUAAUUUUGGAGAAAUAUUAAUGACCCAAGUAAUUCACUCCAUUGAGUACUGUCUUGGAUGCAUCUCCAACACCGCUUCAUACCUGAGGCUCUGGGCGCUCAGUCUGGCUCAUGCACAGUUAUCCGAUGUCCUGUGGGCCAUGUUGAUGCGAGUGGGCCUUCGUGUGGACAGGACGUACGGGGUCUUGCUGCUGCUCCCGGUUAUUGCGCUUUUUGCGGUUCUGACAGUUUUCAUCCUUUUGAUCAUGGAAGGGCUUUCUGCGUUUCUUCAUGCCAUACGGCUCCAUUGGGUAGAGUUUCAGAACAAAUUCUACGUUGGUGCAGGCACCAAAUUUGUUCCUUUUUCAUUCCGUCUACUUUCAUCAAAGUUCAAUAAUGACGACAGUGUGGCAUGAUCAUGUUGCUGUAACCAACAAGCUUUCAGAUAUAUGGAGAAUUAUCAUGUUAUAGAAUUUCACUUGUGUCAGAUUUAUGAUAGGAAAAAUUCUGUCUUUAUCGAUUGCCUUAUGAUAUAGCCAAAUAAUUUUGUAAGAUAUACCUCUUCCUCAUAUAUUAAAUAUUUUGUAAAGUUUGCCAAUUUCAGAUAUAUAAAGUUCUUUUGGUUUUUAUGAUGAGCAAAUAUAAGUUAAUGCCAAAUGUUAAAGUUUUUUUUAAAAUAUAGGAUUGGGGGAGAGAAGCUAAUUUUUGAAUGGCUAAUUGAAAAUGGUCUUAGAUAUUUGAUUUCUUUCACCUUAUUUGAAAAACAAGGAAUUCAUCUUUAAUCUGAAAUUGUCAGAUAAUAUUUUCCAACAGCUGAAGUUAAGCAUAGUUUUAUAAAAAAUGUAGUGACGAUAAUCAAAAGAUUCACAUUUAUUCUGUUUGAUUAAAAAUAUGCAAACAUUUUUUAAGGUAUGCUAUCUAGAAUUACAAGUAGAGGAUUGUUUUUACAGUUUUGUCUUGUUUUAAUAAUGGGGGAAAAUGGGAUAAAAUAACAUACAAAAGGUUAUCCCACUUAUAUAUUUUUUUAAAGACUCUAAUGCUGUUAUCCUUACAUAAAACCCAUUAUGGUAAUUGUUUGGAAAGAUACUGUAUACUGAGCCUUAAAACCCAGUGUGACUGUGGAAGCUGUAAUAUGCAUCUGAUUUGAACUUAAUGACCAUCUUGGCUGUUGUUCCUGAACCAAAAGGGUUUAUACUGACUGUAGGAAGUGUAAAAAGUAGUAUUUUGUAUAUUUUAAUAACAAAAUUUAAAUUAAGAUAUUUUACUGUGAAGAGGUUGUACUUAUCCUUGAGAACAGUAUAAUUUUUUACUUUCGGUCUAAUCCUAAAUAAUGGUCUGAUAAAAGUAUUUAGAGUUAAUUUAAACUUCCAAACACUGUUUAGAUCAGUUGAAAACUAAUUCUUACUAAGCCGUUAAUUUAUCAUCUUUAGUUUAAAUUCAUCUAUUGACAUUUGGUUUUAUAUGAAUUUGAGUCCUCUUGAACAUUUCGAUCUAUUCCAUAUUGUCAGUUAUGGUCAUUUUUCAUAUUUUACUUUAAUUGAUUUUAGAUUAUUAUUUUCAAAAAGAAAUCUGAAGUAUUUUCACUUUUUAAAAAUUUUGAGUAAAACACCUCAAAAGGCUUUUUUGUCACCAUAUUCCUUUACCCUGUUUAGUGGUAGCGGUUUGGCACUUUCAUUACAAGCUGAGAUUAUGGUAGCACUGAAUUUAAGCGUAUCUUUUCCGGUAAUUUCAAAGCCUGUUUGCUGAGAGGCAUGAACUGAUAUAUGAAAUAGUUGUGACUCUAAAAUUAAACCUUUUUAAUUAUAGCAGAUUCUGUGCUGCUACUUGAUGAUAUGUUACCUAAAGGCAGUUUGGAUUUACUGCUUUUUGUCCCUCAUAGUAAAUUGUCAAAAAUAAAACAAUGCUGAUGAAAUUCUUGAAAAUGAUUCUGCUCUCAAAGUUAAGUUUUCCCAAAAAGGUGUAAGUUGGGCACUUCUGUUGGGUGAAUAUGAAAUCCAGGUGAUGCUAUUUAGGUUUCAAACUUGCUCCUCACUUAUAGCUGAUGUCCCCCACAAGCUGUCACUUUUGUUACCUUACUCCAAGGAUCUGUCAUAAAAAUAAUGGUAACUAGUUCAUUCCUAGCAAACCCAAGAUUUCAGUCACUAUUAACUGAUUAGUAAGUGAGGGACAUAUAGUAUCUGCUGUAAUUUUUUUACUGCUCCCACUGGUAAUUGUCAUGGCAGCCACUUUUUAAUUCUAAUUAACAUCUCUUAUCAGGGUAGAGAACAGAGAGUCAAGAGUAAUUUUUCAGUUGAAAUCUAUGUAGUAGUUAUAUAAAAUGUAAUUAUAUAAAAAACCUAAUAAUCCUAACUUUUGUGAAAGAACUCUCUGGAAAUCUAGUUUGAUAUGGUAUUUUUUAGACACAAGGGGAAAUUUUAUUUCUUUAUAAAGUGAUUGGUUCCAGUGUCAUGUUACUACAAUGGCUGCUCUGUUUUGUUUCGCGCUUAAGCUAUUUGCCAAGACCUAUUAUGUAUACAAUUUUUCAGACAUACUGCAUUCCCUUGAUAGCAAAUAUCCAGAGGAAAGAUGGUCAAUUGUCUGGAUGAUGCUAAAAAAUCUGUUUAUUUUCGUAAAGAUAAAUGUCAUGAUGGGCACAUUUUUCGUUUUCAUUCUGAUGUCUACUGCCAUGUGUUAAUGGAGUCCUAAAAUAAAACCCAAGGGUUUUCUUCAUUAAAGUAGAAUUUGAUUUCAUCCUGCAAGGGUGGAGAUGGCACUUGGGGUGCUAGUCACAGUCAGCUAAGGAGUGCAAAGAGUGUUCCAUGGCGGAUAGGACUUUGAGGACUCACCUUACUCUGUUGUUGUUUCUGGAAUGGGUGUUUUAUAACAUUCUGGUCUCAACAUUCAACCUGCAGUAGUUUAAUAAGGCACAGAAUAUCUAUAGCACUGUUAACUUAUGAUGGUUAUGAAUUAAAUAUUCAGACAUUUUAGAGCCUGAUUCUUUUGGGAAAAUAAGGACAAAAACUAACUUCUACAACUAUUCUGCAGUCUGCAUUUAAAAACAAAUUUCUCUGUUAAAAUUUUAAAGCAGGGUUUGUUUGCAUGCCGUAUGGGAUAUCUCCAGGAAGGUUAUUAAGAAAUCUUAAUUCAAGAUGAUGGAAAUAAGGCACUUUGGAGUAAUAGUUUUGUGACAGGCCAUUGAUGCUGAGCUUUGGUUUAGAAUUAUAAGAAAUACUUACAACGUUCCACUUGUUCCUUGAUGGGAAAAUCCAACAAGAAGGCUAGGUUCUUAGGGUCAGCCUAGUAAUCUAGGGGCUCAGCUCCCUGUGGGGGGAAAUGACAGUGAACAAGUUAGCAUUUUGCUCCAUAAAUGCAUGAAAGGACAAAUUUGCAUCUUCCUAUCAGUAUUGAACUUCCUUUUGUUAAAGACAAAUAAAUAUAUCUAUAUUUUUAAAA